AAGCCCAAAGAGAAAAGAUUGUUGGGCCAAAUUCUGCCAAGUGAAAUGAAUUUUGGUUGUUUCUAUUUUAAUCAACGGAAAAAGAUUGAUAUACUCCUCAACUUUAUCGUUUAGAAUUGAUAUAUAAAAAUGAUUCACGUUAUAAAAGUGGUUCACAUUUAAAGCUGAUAUUCCCUUCAACUUUUUCUUAUUAUUAGUUUAAGCACAAAAAACAGCAAAUGCACAAAGAAGCAAGGAAUUUCUCACAUUAAAUUUGAGAUUUAUUAUAUCAUACUAACCUAUUUAUUAUAUUUCGACUGAAAAAGAAAAAGAAAAAUUUACUUUUUUAAUAUUAGAGUCAAGUCAGCAGCAGUAGUACUAAUUUUUAACUGUAGUAAUAAUAAUAAUAAUUCCACUUAUAUAUUGUCACACAGUAGACGUGUCAAAGUCACAGCUUAUGACAAAAAGCAAAAGUGCUUAAGUGUCAUUCACUUAUUGGGUGUGAAAAACCCUAAAACCCUUAAUAUAUUGUGUCUCAAAGAGACAGGUUAUUGCCGUUUAGGGUUUAAGCAAAAUCAAGAAAAAGCAGUUAAGCAGCUUCUGUUCCUCAGCUGCUGUGUGUUUGGCAAAAGGGAAAAAAUAAUGGUGGUUGACAAAGGGAAGAAGCAGAAAGUGGAAGAGGAAAACUACAUUGAUGAAAAGCUCAUUUUUUCCAUUGAAAAAUUGCAAGAAAUACAAGAUGACCUUGACAAGAUCAAUGAGAAAGCAAGCGAGGAAGUGUUGGAAAUAGAACAGAAGUACAACAAGAUCCGCAAGCCUGUUUAUGAUAAGCGAAAUGAUAUCAUUAACUCUAUUUCUGACUUCUGGUUGACUGCUUUUUUGAGUCAUCCUGUUCUUGGUGACCUUCUAACUGAAGAGGACCAAAAGAUUUUCAAAUUCUUAAGUUCUAUUGAAGUGGAAGACUCGAAAGAUGUGAAAUUUGGUUAUUCAAUCGCGUUUAACUUUAAGUCCAAUCCUUUUUUUGAAAAUUCAAAGCUCUCAAAGACCUAUACCUUUCUUGAAGAUGGACCUACAAAAAUCACAGCUACACCAAUAAAAUGGAAAGAAGGCAAGGGCAUUCCUAAUGGUGUUGCUCAGGAGAAGAAAGGAAACAAGCGAUCCCAUGCUGAAGAGAGCUUCUUCACCUGGUUCAGUGAAGUCAAUAAAAAAGAUGACAGCGAUGAUGAUGAAAAUGAGGUUCUGGAGAUUCAGGAUGAGGUUGCUGAAAUAAUCAAGGAUGACUUGUGGCCAAACCCUUUAACUUAUUUUACCAAUGAGCCUGAUGAAGAAGAUUUUGAGGGUGAUGAAGGUGGUGAUGAGGGCGAAGACUCUGAAGAUGAAGGUGAUGAGGAGGAAGAGGAAGACGACGAAGAUGAAGAAGAUAAAUGAACUGUUAAUGGACCUCGUGUUUGAUUUGAUUUCUCUUCGACGUUUCAAUCAUCAUAGUUGCUAUCUGUAAAGAAGCUUAAUAUUGCAGAAAAAUUGAAUUAUAUAUAGUGGUGACUUCUUUUU
This is a messenger RNA of Solanum verrucosum, 1530 nucleotides long. RefSeq names its product NAP1-related protein 2-like. The record is from RefSeq and is a predicted model, not a curated record. Gene Ontology annotation, biological process: nucleosome assembly. NCBI's taxonomy places the organism in Eukaryota, Viridiplantae, Streptophyta, Magnoliopsida, Solanales, Solanaceae. Gene Ontology annotation, cellular component: nucleus; chromatin. Bases 622 to 1407 code for a protein of 261 amino acids. Gene Ontology annotation, molecular function: chromatin binding; histone binding. The transcript is spliced from 10 exons.